Molecule: messenger RNA, 3225 nt
Organism: Egretta garzetta (little egret)
Lineage: Eukaryota; Metazoa; Chordata; Aves; Pelecaniformes; Ardeidae
Gene: TFPI
Product: tissue factor pathway inhibitor
Exons: 9
Coding region: 400-1227 (275 amino acids)
Biological process (GO): negative regulation of peptidase activity
Cellular component (GO): extracellular region
Molecular function (GO): serine-type endopeptidase inhibitor activity
Source: RefSeq, a predicted model, not a curated record
CCCUGCUGCUGCUGCAGAUCUCUGACUUCUACCCAGAGCGAACCCAUGUGCUCUACAAAAAGCAAGAACAACGAGUAGCUGAUUAAUCCACAGGCAGGAGCCUGCUCUAGGAAGAUCAGGUUGCAAUCCUGCCUUUGUAGCUUUACACCACACCCCUUCAACAUGAAUUAGUAGGGGAGGAUCAUACUCGGCACUGAUUGAGGAAUUCUUUCUUCAAAAACGGUUGCUAGGAGUUUGAACUAGGAGAAGCUGACAGUUCCUAAAGCAACCAGAACUGGACAGAUGUUUUGGUAAGGAUUGAAGAUUGAAGAUGGGAUCUUGAUAUCUAAAGCUGUUCUUCACACUGUAACCAGGGAGAGCUGCCUUAAAAAACAGGGACAAACUACCAACUUCUGAAAGAUGAAAGGAAGAAAGAAAGGAUGUUCCUUACCUUUAACCUUUAUCUUGCUGUUCGUCUGUGUCACUGGGCACACAACUAUUGACUUAGAUGACGACAAAGAAGAGGGUGUUCUGGGUGCUGCUUUGCCACCACUGAAACUGGGGCAUUCAGUCUGUGCCAUGAAAGCAGAUGAAGGUCCAUGCAAAGCAAUCCACAUGCGAUACUUCUUCAAUAUUCAAAGCCGUGAGUGUGAAAUAUUUGAAUAUGGUGGAUGCCAUGGCAAUGAGAACAACUUUCUAACACUGGAAGAAUGCCAGAAGAAGUGUGUGGUAACAGAAUUACCUCAGAAGAUGAUGUCACAAAAAAGUAAGGAAGAAAAGCCCAACUUCUGCUUUCAUGAGAAAGACCCUGGAAUCUGCCGAGGCUAUUUUUCCAGGUAUUUCUACAACAAAGAGACAAAGAUAUGUGAAGUAUUCAAGUAUGGUGGGUGCCUAGGAAACCAGAACAACUUCAAGAAUUUGGAAGAAUGCCAAACUACCUGCCAAGGCAACUCAAAUUUAUUGCCAACUGUUCCAGCUGAAGAGCAUCCUAAUACUGUGAACAGUAGUUCCCCAGAGGAAGAAUCCAACCAGUUUCCUGGAAUUUUUGUUAAUUUGCUGCCAACAGCUCCAAAUGAGAAGUCCAACACUCUGAACAGUAGUUCCCCAAAGGAGGAGCGCAAACAGUUUCCCUUUUCUUAUGUUAUGCAAGAGGAAACAAGAAACAGUUGGAAAAAGCCUGAGCAUUCUUGCCAAGUAUUUCUGUUGCUUUUUUUUUGCAUUUACACUUACUUGUACUUUUGGAAUUGAGUGAUGGCUUAUAAAUUCAUUAAGGUGUUUGUGUUUAAUAUGAUCUGUAAGAAAUGGGCACGUAGGAUAACAUUCCUGUGCUCUUUACUUAGAAUGGUAUGUCUUAAUAAAGCUUGAAAGUGUGUUGUAUUCUGGGUUUUUUUGCCUGCACUGUGAUCCACAUGCACUGUUGGGUUGAGGUAAGUUUCUGUGACAGUUCGAUUGUUUGUUUACCACAUACAAAGUAUCAAUGCACUGUUAUUAAAAUGACUGAAUAUAAAACAGUAAAGCUUUUGGCAACUUUUUUCACUGAAAAAUAUUUGAAUUAUUUAAGGCCUGGUAAUAAGUCUAGGGACAUAAGAGUGUACACGUUCCCUGAAGGUUUUUACUCAUAAUAUGAAUCCUCAAGUCCCUAAUCUAAUCUAUACAAGCAAAGGGGCAUGAUUCACUAUGUUUUCUCAGAGGAAACUGAAGCGUUCUUGGCUGUGACAGCUAUAGUGAAUUUUCUGGUAGAGCAGAUUUUGGGAGGGAGAGAUGAGGUUAAGAGAAAGAGAAGACUCAAAAGUUGGUGGAAGAAAGGGCCGGGGAACAAGGGUGGAUGGAGUCAGUGUAGCUGGAUGGGUCAGGUAAGAAACAUGGCCUUGGAAGGACCGGUGUGUUUCAGUGGAAAGUCUGAAGACCCCACAGGUUCUUUCCUACUAUAUAACCUCUGUCCUACUAUAUAGCCUGCCCCAUGCAGCCACCUGCUGCCAUUCUGUUUAUCAGUCUGUACCUUUCAGGCUGCUGGGAUGGGCUAAAACUUUGUGCUUUGUGCAAUCCCAUUACAGGGGGAGAGGAGGGCAGGGCCAAAACUGAUAGCUGAUUUCUCCAGAGAAAUGUGGGGAACAUAGCUUCUGUUCCUGCUAUUACUAGAGGUAGAGGUGUAAACUGAAGUUGCAAGGUAGAGCCAUCUCACACAAACAUGCACUGUGACUCCCCAUGGCCCCCAGUAAGGGACAAGAAUCUGGCUGUGCACAUAUGAGGUCAGGAUGGACAGUUUGGGAUGGAGUGGCUGAUGCCCAUCUUCUCAAGCGCAGGCAAAGUAGCUGGUCUGCCACUGUAACAUCUGUUUUGCAUGUAUAUUGGCCUGGCUAUAUAUUUUUUUUUAAAUACAUGCCCACCGUUAAAAAAAAAAUUGCAAGAAAUUGUCUCUUAUAGAAUACCUUGUCUCACAAUUGAAAUUAUGAGUGCUGUACUCUGCAUUUGAUUUGUGAGAUCUUAGUGGGAUGCAGGAUCAAAAGUCAGUUUUCAACUCAGCAAAUAUGGAAUGGCACACAGAGGCAGUUCCUGUUAUUACUUCUCAAAGUCAGGGCUAUAUCUUUUGCUGAUAUAAAUUGACACAGUUCUAUUCACAAUAAUGGAUCUGCACCAAUUUAUACCUACAGAGUACUGUCGAGUGCAGGUGAAUCAUUAUUUUUGUAAUAGCUUGGCUACUUGAAGAUUCUUUUAUUUUCUCUUUGCUGCAACCAGAAAUGAGAUACUGAAGUCUGCAUAUAUCAAAAGUCUGGCAAUAAAUCUGAAGUUUCAUGAAUGUCACACACAUGUCUAGCGAAAGAGAAUGCAGUGAGCAUUGUUUCUCAUUUCGAACUUCUUUUGUACUGUCAUCAAUUAAUAGUUCAUUGUCACACAACUCCAGCUAAGCCUAAGGGAUAAUGAUUAUUGUUGCAAUGCAAGCCUGGGAUUAUUUUUGAUAAAUAUGAGUCUAUAUCUGAAUUUGCAUGUUUUGGAGAUUGUGAAAUAUGAUCAAGUUACCUGUUCGCACCACAGAGGGGGUCGUCUGGGAUUCAAGAAAAUGCUGUAUUGUGAGAAGUAAAUCUUAAACCAUACAAAUUGUUUAGGUAGCAGUGAAGGGUAAGAUACAAUAGUCUUUUUAUAGGUAAGAAUAAUAGCCUUUUUAUCUACUGCUUAUUUUAUAGAAUUAGUUUACCUAUUUUUUUCAGAAACAAAAUAUCACAUAUUGCAGUUUUGGGUCUUAUUCUC